Messenger RNA from Anoplopoma fimbria (sablefish), 731 nucleotides. It is a transcript of the gene ccl20b, whose product is annotated as chemokine (C-C motif) ligand 20b. The record is from RefSeq and is a predicted model, not a curated record. NCBI's taxonomy places the organism in Eukaryota, Metazoa, Chordata, Actinopteri, Perciformes, Anoplopomatidae. Bases 89 to 406 code for a protein of 105 amino acids. Gene Ontology annotation, biological process: cellular response to type II interferon; positive regulation of ERK1 and ERK2 cascade; neutrophil chemotaxis. The transcript is spliced from 4 exons. Gene Ontology annotation, molecular function: CCR chemokine receptor binding; chemokine activity. Gene Ontology annotation, cellular component: extracellular region.
ACACUCUCACUGAAUCCCUUCAGGCGCUUUACACCACUUGCUUUCCAGCAACAAACCUUUACAGCCAGCACCGCUACUAUAAGAAACAAUGGCAAGCAGCAAAGUGUGUAUCCUGGCAGUACUCUGCUCCCUCGUCAUCGUCACUACCUUUAUCGGCAGCACACAGUCAGCGAGCUGCUGCAUGAUGUACACCUCCCGUCGUCUGCCAUGCCAUCGCCUGCUGGGCUACACCAUUCAGACCAUCAUCACCUCCUGCGACAUCAAAGCUGUUAUAUUCCACCUUCCAGGCAAGUUUGUGUGUGCAGACCCUUCAGCCAAGUGGACUCAGAGAGGGAUGAAAUGUAUCAAUGAAAGGAGGAGGAAGAACGUUCAGAUCUCUGGGAAGGAAACCGCCACGUCAGCAUAAUCUCUACAGAGCAGUUGACUUCUGCAGCACAUGACUUUACUUCUUAUGCACCCAAGAACCCUGAUAGUAACUGUAAUGUGAUUUUUGUAAAUUACAAUUUAAUAUCUCAUUAUAUUCAUUCUGUUUUAUAAACAGGGAAGUGUAGUACAUAGUAUACACAUUAAACGGUACGUUGUAGCGACAGAGCGUCAACGACAAAAAUUAUGAAAACAUUGUUUUCGAGAAGUGUGUUUAUAUAUAUAAAUGUUAUAUAUUGCGUGUUGCUGAUGUCAGAGAAAUAGUAUGAAAAUGGGAAGUUUUGCUUAUAAUUUAUUAAAAUAGUUGU